CUCACCACCGGUCUCGCUGCAAGUCCCAGCCACCAGGAUAUCUGCAAAUGUAAACUAACAUGAGUCGUUUUGUAAAUAGGUAGUUUCUACCCUGAGGAGACUAUAAACGUCGUGUUUCUUCAUUGGACAAUCUUUCCUUUUCUACCUGGCGCUUGUUUCAUCCGCAAGCCUGCCGUGGAGCGGUUGUCACGCAGGCCGCGAAAAGGGUCUUGUUGCUGGGAGGGGACCAUUCAGACUCGCCUCCCUCGCAGUUAGCAUUAUUAGCUGGCUAUGAUGCGUCGCUGCUGCUGGUGUAUUUUCUACACUGCAGGCCACUGUAAAGCGAGGCAGGUCCUUGGUUGAUUGUUUACCCUGAAGAAACUGAAGGGUGACUUGGAAACACACCACACCUUUAAGGAUGGAUGUUGAUUUGUGUGCUGGCGGGGACAGUACCAGGAGAAAAGUGGAUUUGACCGGCGCUGCAGAGGGAACAAUGGACGUCGUGCCAUUGGAGAUGUAUGACUCUGCCAGGGCAAAAAUAGCUGCCAACCUGCGAUGGCUGUUUGCCAAAGCCUAUGGAAUUGACCAUAUUCCAGAGGACUUAAGGGACCCGUUCUACACGGACCAGUACAACCAGGAACACAUAAAGCCUCCUGUCAUCCGCCUGCUGCUGUCUUGUGAGCUCUACUGUCGUGUCUGUGCCCUCAUCCUCAAGACAGAGCAGGCGGCCUCCCUUCAGUCCCACCUGUCCGUCAUCCAGGCUCUCUCCAGGAAGGGCAUUUAUGUCGUUGAAAGUGACGAUACACCGGUCACAGAUGAGGACCUGGCUGGUGUACCAAUCAAAAUGAGUGCGCACAUGCCCAUGAUCGAUGCCCUGAUGAUGGCUUACACCGUGGAAAUGAUCAGCAUUGAGAAAGUGGUGGCUUCUGUCAAACGCUUCUCCACCUUCAGUGCCUCUAAGGAGCUGCCCUUUGACCUUGAAGAUGCUAUGGUCUUCUGGAUCAACAAGGUGAACAUGAAGAUGAGGGAGAUGACAGAAAGGGAGCACAAAGUCAAGCAUCACCCUCUGGAGUCCCCCAGCCACCAAAAGUCUCCCUCCAAAUGGUAUUGGAAGCUUGUCCCUGUGCGGUAUCGUAGGGAGCACGCAUCAGGCCGACAGCUGCCCUUCUUCCCAAUGCUGGAAGACCUAAUGAGGGAUGUUUGUGAUGGAGCUGCAAUGCUCACUGUUGUACACUACUACUGCCCAGACCUCAUGAAGCUGGAAGACAUUUGCCUAAAGGAAGUGCCCUCCAUCGCUGAUAGCCUGUACAACAUCCAGCUCCUCAGAGAGUUUGCCAAUGAGUAUCUGAAUAAAAGUUUCUAUCUGACGACGGAGGACAUGCUGUACUCUCCACUGGUGCUCAAGCACAACGUGAUGGUGUUCAUCGCUGAACUCUUCUGGUGGUUUGAGACGGUCAAGCCAGAGUUUGUCCAGCCCAGAGAUGUCCAGGAGUUCAAAGAUGCCCGAGCUAUAGCUCAGCCCAAGAGUGCCCGUCCAUCAGUGCCUAUCUCCAACGCCACCAAGCGCAGCUUCCUGUCCAGCCCUGGAGUGGCAGAAAACCAGAGCAGCCCUGAAGUCUGUAACAGGUACUUCCUGCACCCUGAAGAAACUGACCCCCUUAAAGGAGGUCCGACCUUCAGCCCUUCACACCCACUUCUGCCCCUCAGACAGAGGCAGCAAAAGCAGCAUGGAGAGGAUGGUGCAGGUAUCAGAAACCGCUCCAACUCCCUGACUCAGAUGGAUGGACAAGCCCGAGGUUCUGUUGCUGCAUGGCCUGACAAGAGACAAAGACCACUGUCCACAAUGAGCCCCUUCCUGUUGCACUCAGCGGUAGACAGCGAUGCGGACGUGGCUUCUGGAGACAGUGUGAGCCUGGCUCGCACAAUCAGUAAGGACAGCCUGGCGUCCAAUGUCGUCUCUGUCACACCAAAACACCACACCCCAGCCCUCCAGCCUCAGCAGGGUGUGGCGCGAAGAGUCAAUGGCCAUGGCCUUCAGGAAAAUGUCAACACUGAGGACGAGGAGGAAACUCUGGUGGCAGUUGCAAGGACUGAGAGUCCUGUCAUCCCCAAAAGGGUUGAUGGGACUCGAGCAACUGUUCCUGUGGGACCUAAAGCUUCCACAGAGUCCAAACCUGCAACAGAUAGCUUUUACCUAGAACCACUGAUGCCUGCCGUGCUCAAGACAGCCAAAGAGAAGUCUGUAUGUCCGAAUAAGGAGGAGGAGAGUGGUGAGGGGCCUCGCUCUUUAGGAAGAGGCUCUUUACGCCGAGGAGAUGGAUCUACAUCGGCUGUUCGAAGGAAAGCUCCUAGCAACCUGAACCAAACCUUUCCCCCGCCUGGUGAGGAGGAAGGUCUGUCAGAGGAGCUUCCACAGGGUCAGGAAAGUAUCAGGCCCAGUGCUAGCAGCAGUGUGGACUCAUCGUCCAGAGAGCCUGCAGGAGGUUUCUACCUUCAUUCAGAUUCUGAAGAACCAAAGGGGGGUCCAGGCGCAGGCACAGAUGCUGAGCUGGAAGACUUAGAUGAAGAGGAAGAGGACCUAGAUGAAGCUGUUACAACUAAAGACCCUAACUGGCACAGGAAAGCUUUUAAUGAGGAUGAAGAAGAAGAAUCAGCUAAGCUUCAAGAGGACAUGAAUGUGAAAGAGCAUGAGGACAAAGAUGGAGGCAGCGGGCGCUCCAGCCCUUGUCUCAGCGGAUACUCUCAGGCCAGCAGCAUGGCAAGUGGCAGCGUACGCAUGACCUCCUUUGCUGAGCGUAAAGCCCAGCAGCAGCGCUUUGGCAGCAACCAUGACCUACGCUCCAGUGCUUCCAGCUCCCAGAGAACUACACCGGAUGGAUCAGAGAGCAGCGGGCCCCUGGCGUCCUCCUGGAGGCUGAAAAGAGACCAGAGCCCCUCUUCACCUUUGGGAGGAUUUGCUCGAUCAGGCGAUGGUGUUGGUGGUGCUAAUGUCCUGGCUUCCGAACUUGUUCAGCUCCGAAUGCAGUUGGAGGAGAAGCGACGUGCCAUUGAGCACCAGAAGAAGAAGAUGGAGGUGCUGUCUGCCAGGCAGAGGCAGAAACUAGGGAAGGCUGCCUUCCUGCACAUUGUGAAGAAAGGUGGAAGCAAGAGUGACACUUUGCCCAAUCCUCUUAAAGCUGACAUCUCAAAAGACGAACUUGGUGGGGAGAAAGAACCACUCAGUAAAGAUGAUAUGUGUGUCGAUGCCCUGAGGGGGGACAAAGAGGUGGAUGGGACCACUCCACCAGGUGCCUUAGAAGUAGACAAAAAAGGGAACAAUGGAAGCUUCUAUCUGGAUGAAGAGUUGGACCUGAAUGAAUGCAGCCGCUCAAUUGAGCUGCUGAAUGAUGCCAUAGGCAGUAUCCAGCAGCAGAUGAUGCAGCUGUCACUGCAGCAAGAGAUGUUGAUGAAACAGAAUGUACAGUCCCCCCCUGGUGCAGCUCCACCUGCUCUUACCAGCGACAAAAACAAUGACUCCAAGGCUGGGGCUGGCUUCCACUAUGUGGAACACCUCCCUGGCACAGGCACAGCCCCCACCAGGAAACCCCCCAAGUUGAGCUCAGGCCGGAGCUCCAGGUCCAAACCAUCAGAGCUAAAAACAGCAAAGGAGCAGAGCCGGCAGUCCUCCAGGACCCUCACCCCCAUCCAGAGUGGGUCAGACACAGUACCACAUGCUAGGCAGUCAGCUGGGGGCAGGUCCCCCAGGACAGAGCAGCCUGACAGCUCAAGAGCUAUCACAGCAGAGACAAUCGACAGACCGGGCUCUGGCCACGUUCGGACCGCCACUUUCCGGCUUCGCGAUGAGGCAAACAUGCGCCUGCCAACCCGAGUGGACCUUAUGGCACUGGCUUCCCAAGAAGUGUCUUUUGACGAGUGCCUGUCCAGCACACACAGAGAGUCUGAGCUCAACUCUUCAGAUAGUUCAGGGAAAGAGAAUAUUCCAUCAGAGGAGAUGCAGCGCAGCAAAUCCCAUCUGAUAGAGGUCGACCUGUCAGAGCUGAAGGCGCCAGAGGAAGAGGAAGCUGCUGAGGAUGGAACGACGGAUGGAGAUGAUAGAGAGCAGAAGUCGGUCAUGGGCUUCUUCUUCAAGGAUGAGCAGAAGGCAGAGGAUGAACUGGCUAAGAAGAGAGCAGCCUUCUUGCUGAAGCAGCAGAAAAAAGCUGAAGAAGCUCGAGUCCGUAAACAGCAACUUGAAGCAGAGUCGGAGCUCAAACGAGAUGAGGCCAGGCGAAAGGCUGAAGAGGAUCGUCUGCGUAAAGAGGAGGAGAAGACGCGGCGGGAACUGAUAAAGCAGGAGUAUCUGCGCAGGAAGCAGCAGGAGAUGUUUGAAGAACAAGGCCUGGUCAAGCCCAAAACCCCCAAACCGAAGCAGAAACACAGACCUAAGUCUGUCUUCAGAGAGGAAUCCUCUGGCGAUAGUUUCUCUAAGUGCUCUUCUACACCUGACAACCUGACCAACGCCCAGUCAGGCUCCAGUCUGUCCCUGGCCUCUGCAGCGACCAAUGAAGCUGACAGCGUCAACUCUGGAGGGGCUGGAUCCCAGCGCUGUGACUCUGUGGAGUCAUUUCCAGGCAGCCGUAACAACAGUCGCACUGCUGAGAGAGACUGGGACAACGGCUCCACUGCGUCCUCCAUUACUUCAAUGGCUGAAUACACUGGUCCCAAACUAUUCAAGGAGCCCAGUGCCAAGUCCAAUAAGUCAAUCAUCCACAACGCAAUCUCCCACUGCUGCCUGGCUGGCAAAGUCAAUGAGCCCCAGAAGAACCAGAUCCUUGAGGAGUUGGAGAAGUGCGAAUCCAACCACAUGAUGAUACUGUUUCGUGACGGUGGCUGCCAGUUCCGGGCACUCUACUCAUACUUCCCUGACACAGAGGAGAUCCAGAAGCUGACGGGGACAGGACCCAAGAGCAUCAGCAAGAAGAUGAUCGACAAGCUAUACAAGUACAGCUCGGACCGAAAGCAGUUCACCGUCAUCCCUGCCAAGACUGUGUCGGUUAGUGUGGACGCUCUGACCAUCCACAACCACCUGUGGCAGGCCAAGAAGAGUGCAGUGCCAAAGAAAAGUGGAAAAUAGCAGGAGGCUGGAUUUAAACCCUCUUAUCAUCCACAUCAUAUUCUCCUCAUCUCGCUUAUUUCCUGAACAGACUGCAUUUAUGCCCACAGAAAAGCUCAACGCCAUGUUUGGACACGUGGUCACCAGAAGGGUUGACCAAGGUGAGAAACAAGGGAAAGGUAUGCGUGUUUGUGUCUGUGUGUGGUGGAGGGAAUGGUGCUUGCAACUAAAAGGAAUGCUGGCUGAAUUUGUUCCAUCUUCCUGUGAUCUGUGCAGGUUGUUUUCUGUCCUGCUCAGUUUAUUUUCAAUGACCACAACUCAAGCAUGUGGCAUUUUUUUCCUCUCAUGUGGUGGAUGUUAAUUUUUUACAUGAAGUAUUUAUUAGUUCAGCACUGUCAUGGUUGAGAGCUCAGCUGCAGCACUAAACUUCCCCUCUUAACAGAAACUCCUCUCCUUCAUCUGAUUAAUUGGGAAUAAAGCAGGGGGAGCUCUUUGAGGAUUUCUAUUGCUCUUAUCAGAACAAUCUGAAAAACAAGGGACCUUUGUACAUCCCUUUAGGACUGUCAGACUCCUCUGUGGUCCCGACAAACACAACAAUCUUCUUCCUGGACUGUCAAAUCAGGCUGGCAUUACCGAGUUUGCCUCACCAGGGAUCUCUAAAACAACCUGCUGCUCUGAACUGUCUUCUUUUGUCACAGGGAGGUUCAUCAGGUCUCCCUCAGACAUCUGUUGGCCUUUCACGCAUUGUGGUACUAUUGUCUAUUUAUUCAACUGCUUUUUAAACGCUGAUCGUGUAGCACUGGAUAUGUGUAUAGCAGAAAAAUCAAACAAAAAAAUCUGACGGUUAUUUUAAUGGCUCUUAUUUGUGGAAACAUCCUUUUUCUUGAGGGUGCUAAAAGAGGGGCAAUGAUAGGUUUUGGUACAAAAAUGAUGCUUUUUUUUGGUUUUCUUUUAGAGUUUUUUUUUAUUUUUUAUGAUUAAAGCAAUGUGAUAGAGUUUGAGCUGAUGUUAUGUGUUUUCAUCAUAACAAGAUUUCUCUGAUGUUUAGAGCUUAGCUGUGUUUUCUCUCCACUGGGCACUCUUGAAUUGUCCUGUAUAAAGGUGCACUCAUGAACACUUGUCGACGGCUUCUGUCAUGCAAUGUAAACCCCCUCCUUCCUCCUUCUUUCCCCUCCCUGAGUGUUUUGUCAGCCUGUCCUAUCUUUAACCAAGUGAGCAGCAAACACACAGACACUCUUGUGAGGAGUGUGUCUGUGCUGCCGCUCUGAACCCAGUCCAAAUGACAGUAUUUGAUAUAUUCACAAAGGGGGUUUUCUGUGUAUGGUUCAGUUAUGUUCCAACAUUAAAGAACAUUCCUCCAAGGUGUUGACAAACACUGCCACAGCGUCUCUCUCUUCUCUCUGUCUUUUCAAAGUGCUUUUUAAAAACCGUUUCUUGGCCUCGAGAACAACCAGAAGUGUUGCACGAGCACUUUACUUUCUGUUUGUUUGGGAUUUUUAACCUUCUUGAACGGGCAUCAAACUAAUCAGUAACACUGCUGUUGUGCACUCCGUAAAGUCUGGAAACAAAAAACCAAACGCUAAGAUUUCAAACUGAUAUGUAAAGGCAAAAAGGCUUCCACUGAUAUGAUACUACUGCUGUCUCCAAAAACAAACAGAAUACUUGAUUUCUCAUGUGCUGCAUUUUGACUUGUUUUUGGGACGGGCUUUGGUUGGCAGAUCUACAAUUGUAUGUGAGUGUAUUUCUAUGUUUACUAAAAGAUUGUAUCGGCAUUUGGUCACCACUUUUGUUACACUAGUGUACUUUUCAUCCUUGUUGAGUUUUAACUUUGAUCCCAUGCCAUCUAUUUAUUUUAAAAAUGGAAGCACUGAAACGUAAUAAAUUUACAAGUGAAUAAAAGUCACAUUUUUCAUUUCAUUCUUUUCUCACAGCUUCAUUUGUCCAUUUAUAUCACUGUUUGAUUUGUUUUAGACACAACACUGAGUUUUCUACUCGUGCAACAGCUCACUGACAUUUUUUCUUUCAUUUUCCACAUUUCUUUAUCACAAGAUGAUGCUUUUCACAGGAUUAUUUUACUCUACUGUCCAUUCAUGACUUAAUCUUCUCAAAGUAAACAUAUCAGCCUUUAUGAAUCUUAAGUUUCUAAUUUAAGUGAUCCGGCAGUCAAAAAUUCUUCAGGCCUCCCUGGGUGCCUUUAUCUCACACUCUACCACCCAACUGGAACAGCGUCUUCUGCGCCUGAAUGCCAACACUGAUAACCAUGACAAACUCUGUUCUGCCAUGACAACAGUGUUUUCUUUCACACCUGCUAGCUCAGGUGAUCACAAGACCCUCAAACUGUCACUGCAAGUGUAGUUCACAUCACAAACUUGCAUCCUACAUCGACCCCAUUGGUCACCAUGAAGGGUAAGUGCAGACGUUAUGGAGCAGAAAGAUAAAAUGUUGAUGUCAAAUCUAAUUUGGCUUCUCUGUUUCUUGCAGUUAUUGCUGCUUUGGUUUUGUUGCUGCUGAAUGUGCAUUUGAGUCAGUGUUGUUAUGGAGAGGGACAGAUUUUAUUCUGCCUGGACAUACCACAAGGUAAG
Molecule: messenger RNA, 7653 nt
Organism: Cheilinus undulatus (humphead wrasse)
Lineage: Eukaryota; Metazoa; Chordata; Actinopteri; Labriformes; Labridae
Gene: camsap1b
Product: calmodulin regulated spectrin-associated protein 1b
Exons: 19
Coding region: 398-5092 (1564 amino acids)
Biological process (GO): negative regulation of microtubule depolymerization; neuron projection development; cytoplasmic microtubule organization
Cellular component (GO): microtubule minus-end
Molecular function (GO): calmodulin binding; microtubule minus-end binding; spectrin binding
Source: RefSeq, a predicted model, not a curated record